Molecule: messenger RNA, 486 nt
Organism: Staurois parvus
Lineage: Eukaryota; Metazoa; Chordata; Amphibia; Anura; Ranidae
Source: the annotation of a GenBank genome assembly
CCGGGUCGGCGCUCGGCUCUUCUGUGCAGUAGAACCUGCUCUUUGGUCCUACCUGUUCCUCGGUCCAGCAGUGCCCUCACCAUCUUCUCUCCCUGGUCUGCAGUCUCUGGUCAUCUCCUGUAUUAUGUCUGCAGUCUCUGGUCAUCUCCUGUAGUAUGUCCGCAGUCUCUGGUCAUCUCCUGUAGUAUGUCCGCAGUCUCUGGUCAUCUCCUGUACUAUGUCCACAGUCUCUGGUCAUCUCCUGUACUAUGUCCGCAGUCUCUGGUCAUCUCCUGUAGUAUGUCCUCAGUCUCUGGUCAUCUCAUGUACUAUGUCCGCAGUCUCUGGUCAUCUCCUGUACUAUGUCUGCAGUCUCUGGUCCUCUCCCUCUACUAUGUCCGCAGUCUCUGGUCAUCUCCUGUACUGUGUCCGCAGUCUCUGGUCAUCUCCUGUACUGGGUCCAUAGUCUCUGGUCAUUUCCUGUACUAUGUCUGCAGUCCAUUGGUU